This is a messenger RNA of Priceomyces carsonii, 1416 nucleotides long. It is a transcript of the gene FCR1, whose product is annotated as Fcr1p. Bases 1 to 1416 code for a protein of 471 amino acids. Gene Ontology annotation, biological process: regulation of DNA-templated transcription. NCBI's taxonomy places the organism in Eukaryota, Fungi, Ascomycota, Pichiomycetes, Serinales, Debaryomycetaceae. The record is from RefSeq and is a predicted model, not a curated record. The transcript has a single exon. Gene Ontology annotation, molecular function: DNA-binding transcription factor activity, RNA polymerase II-specific; zinc ion binding.
AUGUUGAGCCAUAUCAGUACCUCAUCAGAGGAUCAAGGGAGAUUAGAUGAUUCUCACCAUAGAAAGAAGAGAGUUGGAAGAGCUUGUGACCUGUGCAGAAUAAAAAAGACGAAGUGUGAUGGAGUCAAGCCAUGCUCUAGAUGUAUUCAAGAUAACAAAAUCUGUGUCUUCAGCGAAAAGAAGAAACAGAAAGACAAGGCUCAUCCCAGUGGAUAUGUUGAGUUAUUAGAGACGAGAUUGGAUUUGUUGACCAAAUCAUUGGAGAAAAUUAUAACGAUGGCAAAACCUCAUUUGGAUUUUCUUUGUGAUCCUCAGUUCGGGGUUAAUGAUUCCUCUGAGGGUAUUGCAAUAAACAAUGUUGUUACUUAUCUUAUCAAUGAGGAAGGAUUGUUGCGAAAUUUGCCAGUUGAGUGGGAGAAGGGUGCAAUGAUCGCAGCUAAUUUAACUUCUAACAACAAGAAAGAUAUAAAGGUUGCCUCUAAAUCCUUUGCCGAGCACAAGAAGAAUUCUAAACAGGAAGAAGAAGAUGAUGAUGAUGACGAAAGACUAAACAAUAGAUCGCCUGACAAGGACAGCUUCACGAGGACUGAUUCCAAUGAAGCUUUUAGUCCCAAUAAUAGGGAGCUGGACUCAUCACCUCCAGAUCAAAGAAAUAGGAUUUCUGACCAAUUACAACUAAAUGAGCUUCCUUUAGGGGGUUAUUCAACAGGAGGCUUGAUGCUAGCAAAUUCAGCGGCUUUGAAUGGUUCAGCAUCGCCUUUAAAUGAAUUUGGUCCAUCUGACUUUGAAAGCGAUUCCAAUUCAGUUUAUUCGCAGCAUCCUCCGAAAAAUGAUCCUCCAUCUCCUAUUGAUGAAAUUUUAGGACCUUCUGGUUCCUUCUUAACUUCUUUUGAUACGCGUCCUAAAGCCAGCAGUUCCAUUACAUCUCUCACAGACAAAUUUGAGGAUCAUGGGCUACACUCACCUACUCUCUUGGCAAGCUCUUAUGGACCUCAUGAUCAAUUAUUGGGACAGCAAACACAGUCUCAACAUGGUAUAAGACGUUCUUCUCUGUCAACUAGGCCUUUUUCACCAUCCCAUCAAAAGUUGAAGAACAAUGGACAUGUUUUUAAGCCACAUCACAGCCAUUCCCAUCAUAACAGUAACUCAAGCUCAACCAAUUUCAUAAGCAACAACGGAAAUGAAUUUCAUUUAUCUAAGAAAUCAAGCACUCCACUGACGGCUUCUUUUCCACUUACACCAUUCAAUGAUGGUGAUAUUAAUGAAGAUUUCAGUUCGUUCAUCUCUCUUCCCUCGGAAGCAUUUAAGUCGAUUCCAAAUGAUGAAUAUAGGGAACUUGAUAUUAUAAAUCCUGAUAGCUUAGAUGCUUUUGCAUCUAGAAAUCCCUUUGCUAACUACCGUGAUGACAAAGUUUAA